AUGGCUUAUGGGAAACUAAGACAGUCUGCUGCAUCCAGCAUUCUGGUUUUCUACAUUGCUGUCAUCCUCACACAGAUGUACUCAUGUAGAGGAUCUGAACCCGAGAUUUGUCCUGGUGUGGCGUGGCGCAGAAUUAGCAUUAAAAAAAAUGUACUUUACAGCAAUAGAACAUCAGUGUUCACUGAUGAACUGAAGCACGGAAAUAUUUCACUGAAACUCUCCUCAGUGAAACUUUCUGAUCAGGGAACUUACAGAUGCUUCGUUGUAGAGCUGGGUAGAGACUCUCGUAUUCAGCUUGUUGUUGGUGCUGCUUCCUCACUGGUGAACAUAUCAGAGAUCAGCAGAAACAGCAGUGCAGUGGAGUUGGAGUGUGAGUCUGCAGGCUGGUAUCCAGAGCCUGAGGUGUUGUGGCUGGACGGUGAAGGAAACCUCCUCUCUGCUGGACCUACAGAGACAGUCAGAGGUCCUGAUGGCCUCUAUGCUGUCAGCAGCAGAGUGACUGUGGAGAAGAGACACAGCAACAAGUUGACCUGCAGAGUCCAGCAGAACAACAUCAAGCAGAGCAGAGAGACAUGGAUUCAUGUUCCAGAUUAUGUCUUCACUAACCUGCCUUGUCCCAGCUCUAGUUCCAGUUUAUCUAGUUCCAGUUUAGUUGCUGCCACCAUCGGUUUGAUUGUUGGUAUCAUGCUAACUCUUGGAGUCGUCGUCUGUGUGUGGAAAUGGAGACAAAUCAAACUGAAGAAGAUGCAGCACCAGAAGACGAACAGCUCUGGAGGAAAUGGUGCUUUAACAGAGUCUCUGAUUGAAAGAAAGGCAGCAGAAAAUGUGGACAGAAAUCCCUCGAGUGAAAGAACAGGAUCUAACAUUCAGAUAGAAGAUGAAACACACCGGAGUCAAACUAAUAAUCAUCUGACCCAAACACAAGAAGAAACAGAGAAACAGUCUGCAGCUGUAAGAGAAAACACAAGCAGUGUGAUGGAUGAAGAAAGACAACAAGAGCAGCUGACAGAAGUAAGAAAUAUGGAAAAUAAUCUGCAGGCAGAAGAAGGAGAGAAGAAUCUGCAGGAGGUUCAGUCUAAUCUGAACAAAGAGAUGGAAAAAUUGAAGUCAAAGCUACAGCCUAAAGAAAGAAAGGAGAGAGAAUGUGAAAGACUAGCUACUAGACUGAUGGUAAACAAGACAAAACAAGAGGAGCAGAUAAAAGAUCUCAAAAAACAGCUGGAAGAUGUGGAGAGAAAACUUCAGUUAAAGAAGGAAAAGGAAGAAACACAGACAGAAGAAGAUGAGAAAGAUCUGGAGAGGAAGAAAGAAGAACUUCAGAAACAUCUAGAUAGACUAGAGAAGGCUCUGGAAAAAUCUAUUAAAGAAGCGGAUGUUAUGAUACAGAGGAAAAUGAAAGCAGCUAAAGAAAAGGAGGAGAUAAUUAAUAGAUUGGAGAUGAACAGGAGUGAAAAUCAGAGCGAGUCCGAUGAAGAUCUUUGAUGAAACUCAAGUUAAGAUGGAUGGAAACAGGGUUGAUUGUUGUGAACAGGGUUUUUCUUGACUGAUUUUACGUCACUCAAAUAGAAAAGUUGAAUUACUUUUUUUUUUACAUUAUUCUUAUAACAAUUUUAACUUACAAAUCUUAAAUCUUUAAUUUAAUUACAAAGCCAGUGAAAAGUUACAGAAAAAAUAUAUUUAAGAAAUUGGACGACAGAAUCAGAGUGUCAGAGGAUGAUUUUAAUGAAGUGACGAUGAUGAAACUCAAACUAAGAUGAAGGGAAACGACUGAUUUUGGUGACAGAUUUUGUGUCAAGCCAUUUUUUUUUUUUUUUUACAUUCUUGGUUAAAUCUUUUUAUUUACUGCACUGUGGGGAAAAAAUGUCAAAAGUGUGAAAAUGUGGGAGCAACGUUGGAAGAAAAACUGUCAAAAACUGUCUGUAAAAUAAUGUUAGUUUUAUUUUUGCAUAUUUAAAUACAAUGGAACUGUGAUUUUAUAGUUACAGUACACAUUGUGAGAGAUCAAAUCACUAUCUGAACAAAUAUUGAUUUUUGUUGUGGUCGUUGGUUCCAGUUUUGGUCUUUUUUCCCCAUGAAGAUUUCUUUGUGUUUUAGAAGAGUAUUUCUGCUGGUAUUAGUUAGUACUUUGUCUGAUCACGUUUUUGUAGCAUUUUUAAUAAGCUGACAACAAAAAAAACAUACAGAAUGCUACAAUAAGCCUGAUUUAUUGGCAUUUUAAUCACUGAGCUGCUGUUUUUUUUCCACAUUAAAGUUCAUUGUUGACCCUGGAAUUCAA
Messenger RNA from Acanthochromis polyacanthus (spiny chromis), 2275 nucleotides. RefSeq lists its product as uncharacterized. Lineage: Eukaryota; Metazoa; Chordata; Actinopteri; Pomacentridae. The coding region runs from base 1 to 1482 and encodes 493 amino acids. The record is from RefSeq and is a predicted model, not a curated record. The transcript is spliced from 5 exons.